AUGGCGUUAGUGCGGGAGCCGAUGGUGACGUACGACGGCGGGUUCGACGCGCUCGUCUACGGUGGCCACGACGCGCUGCUCGGAGGCGUGGACACGACGGUGCUCUUCGGGGGCUACAACUACGCCCACGACGAGCCAGCCGGCGCCGCCGGCGCCUACGUGCCGGAGAGCGCGAGCUGGGCGGGCGCGGGGAUGUCCGUGCUCGCAUUCGACCGUGCCGCGCCCGCGCGAGGCCCCGGCGCCCAGGUAGUCGCGCAGGAGGAGGCGGACUGCGACGCGUGGAUGGACGCCAUGGACGAGGACCAGCACGCAGGGCCGGCGUCGACCAUAGGGUUCGAUCCAGCCACGGGCUGCUUCAGCCUGAUGCAGAGCUCCGGCGGCGCGGGGCGGCCGUUCGGGCUCCUGUUCCCGAGCACGUCCAACGGCUCGCCCGACGCCCCGGCGCCGGCGCGCGGUUCCUCGAAGCGAUCGUACGCGGCGCGCGUGCAGGAUGCGGAGCCGCGGGCCUCCAAGAAGCCGUGCGGUGCGAGCAGGAAGACGAGUAAGGCGAAGCCGGCGGCGCGCACCACCACCUCGCCCAAGGGGGACCCGCAAAGCCUCGCCGCAAAGAACCGACGGGAGAAGAUCAGCGAGCGGCUGCGGACACUGCAGGAGCUGGUUCCCAACGGCACCAAGGUCGACAUGGUCACCAUGCUCGAGAAGGCCGUCAGCUACGUCAAGUUCCUGCAGCUGCAAGUCAAGGUGCUGGCGACGGACGAGUUCUGGCCGGCGCAAGGGGGAACAGCGCCGGAAAUCUCCCAGGUGAAGGAGGCGCUGGACGCCAUCUUGUCGUCGCAGAGGGGGCAACUGGACUGAACUGAACUACUCUAGCUAGAAAGGAGAAGCGUAUAGGGAUAUGGUAGAGAUUAAUCAACAACGAACCACCUCGUUCGAAGAUAAAUAAGGAGGCAUAUGCAGACGUACAUCCUCUUGUCGUUGAUGUAGUGAUGUAGAGGAGAGAGGUUUUUUUUUAACCUCAAUACAGCGCAAGCGCUUAUAUCUACGCGUAUACAUUUUG
Triticum dicoccoides is the source of this 1057-nucleotide messenger RNA. Its product is annotated as transcription factor UNE12-like. Gene Ontology annotation, biological process: regulation of DNA-templated transcription. Lineage: Eukaryota; Viridiplantae; Streptophyta; Magnoliopsida; Poales; Poaceae. The transcript is spliced from 2 exons. Bases 1 to 855 code for a protein of 284 amino acids. Gene Ontology annotation, molecular function: protein dimerization activity; DNA-binding transcription factor activity. The record is from RefSeq and is a predicted model, not a curated record.